UAUUCUCAUUCUGUCUGUUCUCUCAGUUCUCUGUUCUGUAAUCUGUCUUGACCGUGCUGCAUUUGUGGUUAGGAUUAGAAUCUAUCAAUUCAUUAUUAAAUUGUAAAACGCUAUUUUACGAGAAUAUAACCAGACAAAGCUAGAAGAUACAUUCACGUUGCUUUGUACAUCUUCAAUUGAUCGGUUUGUUAAAAUUCUGAUUUUCUAUUUUAAUAAUGAGUGAAUUAGUGUGGGGUAUUAAAAAUGGCGAUCUUGACAUCGUCAAAGAUUUCGUCGAAAGUAAGGAGAUGGAUCUGAAUAAAGAAAUUGAUGGUAGACCUCCACUUCACUAUGCCGCUGAUUAUGGACAAGAUCACGUCAUUCAAUAUCUCAUAUCAAAGGGAGCAGAUGUAAAUGCUAAAGAUAAGCAUGGAAUCAGUGCUCUAUUGGCUGCAAUUUGGGAAGGUCACACAAGCUGUGUUAAAACUCUUCUGGAAAAGGGAGCGUCCAAAGAAGGUUCAACGCCAGAUGGUACGAGCUACAUUGAUGCAGCCGACAAAGAUGAAAUCAAGGCUCUGCUGAAAUAGAUGUCGAUCUACCUCUUCAUGUAUUUAUUUUAUACUAGGCUACUGUAAUAAUUUACUAUUUUUGUUGUAUUUUGUAUUGUUGUAUUUAAAUGUUUACUUACAAUAUACAUUCUAAAACUAAAUAGGAGUAUUUAAAAGUGCUCCGAGUGCUUUUUUACUUUUGGUAAAAAAUACAUAGCCUACUUUAAGUGAUAGUUUUGAACAGAGGGCCUACAACAAUUUUUCGGUUGCGCUUUUAUAACCGUAAAAUAAACUCGUCUAAUCUACAAAGCUUUUAUAUUUUCUUAUUUGUACAUAGCAGAGUGGUUUUUAGAAAAGUUUGUAUAUAUUUUCCUAGAUAUGGUGAUUCCUACACUUUCAAACGUAAUUUAGUAAAAAUCAAAAGAAAUAUGUUUUUUUGGAAAUUUAGUAGUUAAUGCAUAGUCGCUAUCAAGUGUGAUGAUUCCUAAUCUGUUACUAUCAAAUUUACCGAAAUUGUGAUAUACUUAAUGAAAUUUAGACUAUUUUAUUUGAGUAUGUCUUGUGUUAUUUGGGUGGAUUGUACUCCCAGCGAAAUGUUGAGAUACUAGGUGUUAGUAAUUUAUUAUGAUGUAUUGUAUGAUUUAACUUUGCUUAUGAAGUCAAUUAAUUAUUCGUAGUUAGUUUAUCGUUGUCUUAUAAUAACUAUGUACACCAGGAUGAUUGUAAAUCAUGUUUUUUUAUAAUACAUUUGUUCUUUACAUAAUUUCUUCAAUCUUAUUGAUGGUGGUGGCUAAACUUUUUUUUAAUGAUUGCAAUUUAAUGUGUAGACAAUUUAACAGUUUAUUUAAAAUUGGAAACUUUUUAUUCUAAUCAACGUUUUUAUUUUGGAAUUAUGCUACCUAUCUAUUUAUUGCUCUUAUUAUGCAUUUUUGUAAGACUGAAGAUUUUAUUGUAGGAUAUUUGUUGUAAUUUUGAGUUAUCACUUCAUCAAUGAUAUUGAAAUUACUACAAUUUGACUGAGAGAUGUUUUUUUAUAUGUUAAAACUACUCAAAACAUAACUAUGAAUUAUCAGUGCUGUUGGGGAAAAAUUGGUGUGUACUACAUUACAAUUAUUCUAUUUUGUAGUUUUAUAUUUUUCUUUUUACAAAACUGAAGUAUUAUUAACAGUCAUAAUCUCCAGUGGACAUUGUUCUAUAAAAUCAAUGUUAAUUUUAUGGCAUCAAAGUAUUCUAGUCCCGUAUUAAAAUAUAUAAUUGUAUUUAGGCCUAAUUCCUUUUAACUUGAAAAAAGAUAGCCUAUACUUUGAUGUUUUUUUUAACUUUUGAAACUAUUACAAAAUUGUAUUUUAUUUAAACUAAAACAACUAAAGUAGCAGUUGUUGUCGAAGUACAUUGAACUUUUUACUCAAUUUUAUUCUUGGAGCGUUCUUUGCCUAUGACAUAAAUAAGUUUUAAAUUUUAGAUUUUAUGGGUGAAUAACUUUUCUAACAAGAAAUCAAUGAAGACGAUUUCUAAAAGGACGACAAAGACUCUUAAAAACCUUAGUCAUAUAUAUUUUGGUCAAGAAGCUACCAAAGAAAAUCUACGCUUUCUUUUAUGUUGAUUGUUUCUGACAAAUGUAAAUUAAUUGUACCUUUGCCAAUAUAAUGUUCUUUUUCGUAGCUUAGAAUUUUUAAUUUUAUAUCACAUCUUGUUAACUCUUAAAAAUAGUUUAAAUAAACCGUGAUAUUUUCUACUA
Molecule: messenger RNA, 2265 nt
Organism: Macrosteles quadrilineatus (aster leafhopper)
Lineage: Eukaryota; Metazoa; Arthropoda; Insecta; Hemiptera; Cicadellidae
Product: myotrophin-like
Exons: 4
Coding region: 216-566 (116 amino acids)
Biological process (GO): regulation of barbed-end actin filament capping
Cellular component (GO): cytoplasm; nucleus
Molecular function (GO): protein binding
Source: RefSeq, a predicted model, not a curated record